Messenger RNA from Cuscuta epithymum, 4117 nucleotides. The record is from the annotation of a GenBank genome assembly. Lineage: Eukaryota; Viridiplantae; Streptophyta; Magnoliopsida; Solanales; Convolvulaceae.
AGUUCCCGGGAGAUCCGUAGGAGAAACGGAACCUGGAAUCACGGCGGAAUAGAAUGGCGGCGGGCGCGAGCAUGGCAUCGCUGUUGGAGGAGCUGAAGGUGGAAGACCCCUACUUUCCACCCAGACCGUGGGAGUCCAUUUCUUCUGGAAGUGGCAUUCCUUCAUUGUCGUCGCUUCACUCUGAACAAUCUUCAAAUGACCUAUUAUCUAUUUCUGGAGUCACUGAGUCGAGCUUGGUAAGACUUGCUUUGAAUUCUUUGCAAGGUGUUGAAUCAGCUUUAAUAUCAAUCGGGAAACUCUCAGAUUCUUUUUGCUGCGAUUCUGCUGAUAGAUCAUUUCAUUGCAUUCCAAGUUUGUGGACCAGAGCAUCCAGCACUCUGGCACUAGGGAAUUUACUCAAGUCCAUAGGGCGAUUUGGUUGUAUUAUUUUUCUCCUCCACAAAUUUGUUUGUUACUUUACAAGUUCAAGUGCAGAUUGCAACUCAGGGACUGAUGAAAUCCAAGGCCACAAUUCAAGCUGCCAGUUGAACAACCAUACACUUGUUAACCAGGCAUUUGCAGUUGCUGUGGGAAGAGUCUUAGAUGGUUAUAGCUCUGCACUCAACAGUUUGCUUUCAUCUGUGAGAUUAAGGUGCGGCUCUAAUGUUGCUGAUGGAGGCUGCCUGACAAAUAUUGGUCAUUCUGAGAUCACAAUUUUGGAGGUUUAUUUGCACAGCACAGGCUUAAGAGUGCAAAUAGAAGCACUUGGAAACAUCUGCAAAAUGUGUGAUUUAGCCCUCUGUUUUCCAGAAUUACCUUUCAAAGACUUAUUGGUUAAAGCUGGCCUUGAAUUUUGUAACUUUCCCAGAAGUGGUGCACUGAUAACAUUUUUAUACUCACAACUUAAGGACGCAGAUCCUGUUCAUUGUCCUCUCCUUAAGUUCCUCUUUAUUCGGUCUUGGGAACCGUAUUGUGGCUUCAUUAGAUCAUGGAUUUACGAAGGCAAGAUCAGUGAUCCUUCCAAAGAAUUUGUUGUGGAACCUGUUCAUGAUCUUCCUGCUAUGGAUGUAUUUGGAAUAUCAAAUAACUUUGCUGUAGCCAAUGUCAAGGUACGAGAUGGAGUUGCUGUGCCUUUAUUCUUAAAGAAAUUCCUGAUUCCUCUUUUCAGAGCAGGCCAACAGCUUCAAGUGAUUAAGAGGUUGCUCGAGUUGUCUAAAAAUAUUAGUUCAAUGAGUUGUUCUUUUGAGGAGUUUCUUCCGGGGUGUAAUGGGCCUUCCACUGAAUAUCCCACACUUUCUUCCUCAUUGGCUUUUGACAAAGGAACAAUUGAAGGAAUUGCGCUGGCCAGAAGCACUUUUUACCUGCAGAUACUAGAAGAUAUUGAUAAUAUCUUUUCCAAAUUUGAAUUUAGACCUCAAGGGGGUUCACCGUAUGGAGCUCAAGCUAUAUAUACAGACUCUAGGAGGAGUCAGAAGUCAUCUGAUCUGUUUGCACCAGAUGAUAACUUUAUUACAUCUCCGAGUGAAAGAAGCAAUCAUGAAUUGCUUGAUGGUGUUUCUGAAGUUUCUAGCACAGAAGAUGAGCUUUUUUCUCAAGAUGUCAUGGAUGCACCUGAAGAUUCAUGUUCAGAAGAUUCUGAUGAGCAACCCGAAUCUGAGGAUUUGACUUACAUACCCCUUACUGAUAAGCAACUGGAGUCUAGUUAUUUUUCUGCUUUGACUUUCAUUACAAACCAUUCAUUGCAAAAGCUGCCCCAAGAUGAGAUUUCACGCAAUCAAAAGCCUUUUCUGGAUGAAAAAUGUGAAAGAAAUGAUGACUCUGGGAACUCUUCCAGUAUUAGGCACAAAGGAAAGCUCGAGAAGGAGCAUGCAUUGGCCCUUUACAUGGGAGAACAAAGUUCACUACUUACUUGUGAUACCCAAGGUACAGAAAUUGGAUGCCAACUGUCUGAUCACAUUCUUGUAAAUCCUUUUAACGUUCAUAGAAGGAAUAUCAGUAAUUCAUCAUUGCUUACCAUGGCUCAAAAGUUGAAGGUACAUGAUGGUAGUCAGAUAACAGAAUUGUUGGAUUAUGAAGAGUCACUUGUGCAUACAAAUGCUUCACUCCUGAAGGCUGAUAGCGAGCAUCAGUACCAUAAUUCUACCGUUCAAAGCUCAAGUAGUUUUUCAUCAUCGAGACUGAAAUACAAUCCUAAUUUUUUAAUUCUGAAACCAACUUUGAUCAAAAGUUCUCUUGUAAAGCCAAGGACCAAGCCAGGAGAAAUAUGGCACCAAAGAAAACCCUUAUCAUGUUUCGACUUCACAUCUGUAAGUGAUCCUUGCAAAUUAUACUUGCAGAUGUUGGAAUAUAGAACAACAGAAAAGCUUGGAGCUGAAAGUUCUGUUUUGACUGAUAAUUCUGGUGCUACUGGCAUUUCUUCAAGUGUUGUGCACGAUCAAGAAAGCCAGGAUAUCGGAAACUCAGGAAAAUGUGGCAAGCUUUCUUAUGCUUCACAUGUAUGCUCUGAAACUAGCGCUCCAGAACUCUCAUCAAUUUCAAAUACUAAUGGUGGGAGUGGCUGGGCCAGUCUGCUCCAUGGUUGUAAUAAAACAACUAGUACAGGUGCCAGUUAUCAUGGGCCUAGUCUGGUGACCGAUAAUAAGAUACCUUUGGAUUAUAUAAUCAAGAAGUGCUUACUGGAAGAGAUUCUGCUUCAAUAUAAGUAUCUAAGCAAAUUGACCAUAAAAUUGUUUGAGAAAGGAUUUGAUUUGCAAGAGCAUUUGUUGGCACUAAAGCGGUAUCAUUUUAUGGAAGUAGCUGACUGGGUGGAUUUGUUCAUGACAUCUCUUCUGCGUCAUAAAUGGUAUGUCUUAGAGGCUGAAAAGAGAUUAUCAGAAAUUCAAGGUCUUCUUGAGCUGUCAGUUCAGAGAUCUUCAUGUGAAGGAGAUACAAAUAGAGCUCGACUAUACGUGUACAUGAAACAUGCUAUGGCUAAUAGUCCAGCUUUGGCUACAGGCCCAUUUCAUGGAAUCAACUCCUUUGACUUUCUUGGCUUGGGCUACCGAGUGGAUUGGCCAAUCAGUAUCAUUUUAACCCCUGACGCAUUGAAAAUAUACUCAGACAUUUUCAGUUUUCUGAUACAAAUCAAGCUUGCACUUAUCUCUUUAAGUGAUGUAUGGAGCUUACUAAAGAAUCACGAUCAAUUGAGCAAGGAUUGUAAGUUUGAGGCACAAGAUACAAAAUUGCAUCAGAUAUCUAUCUUAACUAAAACCAGGCACCAGCUUAAUCAUUUUGUAUCUGCAGUCCAGCAAUAUGUGCAAUCUCAAUUAUCACAUGUUUCCUGGUGCAGGUUCAUGCACUCCCUUAAGCACAAGGUCAAAGAUAUGAUGGACUUUGCAUUGGUGCACAUGGAAUAUCUCAAUGAUUCACGGCAUAUAUGUUUCCUGACUGAUGAAACCCAACCAAUAGCUCGCAUCAUCCAAGAGAUAUUGCAGUCUGCAUUAGAAUUUCGGUCUUAUAUGGCUGAUGGCGUUUUUAUAUCCGAUGGACUAAAUGAAAGAGAAGUUUUGGGUGGUCUUCCUCAGGUAGACAUGACCCAGAUGCUUUCCAUAAGAAAUACAUUCAUGAAGAGCAUCAAAGAUUUGCAUCUAAUUUAUCUUAAGUUCCCUAAGCAUGAUGAAUUUGGUAUAUCGCGUCUUUGGGAUUAUAUCAAUUAUAACGAGUAUUACGCCGAUAUCAUUGGCAACCCAAUGGGAGUGGGGAGUUUUCUUGUCUAAAACUUCAGAUCCGGAGAACAGUUUGGUGGAUAGUGUCACAAGAGAUUGCUUUGUCUAAAGCCAUUGGUGCCUGCCUUGUACUGUUCAGGAGCUUGAAUGGCUGCAGAAAUCCAGAGGCACAUGGACUGACUUGGUGCAAGUCUUGUAAGAAGUUCUUGCUUCAUUUAAGGUUAUUUAGUUAGUAUUUUGUUGUGAAGCUCGAUGAUUUAGUCUCAAUUAUUUUAAAGUCAAGCUAUUUUCGAUCUUCUCAACAGGAAAACCUCCUCCAUAACUUAUUAUUUGUAAUUACUUGCAAUUUUGUUAGUCUGUGAUAUCACUAUGUCAGUCAGGUAUAUUGAAAUGGGGUUCUUCCAUAAAUAUUUAAAUCAAAGAGUGAAUUCCCA